GUCGGCCACUGCAUCCGUCAUAUUAACUUGGGGGGCUGAUAUCAGAGGAUUACUUUACAUAGCCUUGAUAAGAGCGAGACUGUCCAUGAGGAAGAAUGAAUCGCACUUGUGCUGACUGCUUGAAGAGCCUGAUGGUUUUCCUCCACUUCAUUUGCUGGUUGUGCGGUGCCUUUGUGGUGGCAUUUGGAGAGUUCCAAAUGAUGCACUCAAAAUAUGGUUCCCUGAUCAUUUCCUUUUGGCCCAUCUACCCCGCCAAUACUCUGGUGGUCACAGGCACGAUUGUUACCUGCGUGUGUUACCUGGGCAUCUUAGGAGCCAUGAGGGAGAACCGCUGCAUGCUCAUCACUUUUUUCAUCCUGCUGUUCAUUCUGAUGUUGGUGGAGCUGGCCAUGGCCUGUGUGUUCUUUGUCUUCAACAGAGAGAUUGACACAUUCUUUGAGAAAGACCUGGAACGAAGCUUGGAGAUCUACAAACAUUCCCCUCCAAAUGGUAACCAAACCAUUAAAGAUGACUUUGAUGCGGUUCAGUACCUGUUUAAGUGUUGUGGAGUCCAUGGCGAGGCGGAUUGGGAGGGGAGGGUACCUAUCUCCUGUUGUAUCGAUGACCCCUGUCAAACUGUCCCCCACAUCAACUGGCAAGAGGGCUGUCAUAUGAAACUAAGGAACUGGUUUGCCCAUAAUUUUCUCAGCACAGCAGCCGGUGUGGUCACACUGUUCAUCAUACAGUUCAUUUGUUUGUGUUUCACCGUCCCCCUCUUUUGCCACCUCAGUCGGAAAAGACUUGGUUAUCAGUGAAAAGGACCCCAGUGGCGUCUGCAAUAAAUCCUUUUUUAAAGGAAAAUUUCCAACAAAGGAUUAUCUUAAAACUGUGCCUACUUUCCAUCUUAUAGGUCAAAAACUUGCUUCCUUUUCAUUUUAAGAAUUUCAUAAUUUUUCUUUUUAAGCUAAUACUUUUAGGACACAGUAUUGAGGGAAAACACCCCAACAAUCUCCAUCAAUCUGUCAUGUCUUGAAUAAUCUAGACUGGAAAAUGCUGUAAACGCUUUCAGAACUUCUAAUAGACCAAAAAUUAUAAUAAUGCAAUACAAUGAAGCAUGUUUUUUUCCUUUCCCAUCAAAACUUUCUAAAAUUUUAGAAGCCUUGAAAUGAACGACAUUUUGCCUAUCGCACAGCAAAAACUGUACCGCAAAAGUUUUACAUUUGAGAUUAAUCUCUCUCUCCCAAAAAAUGUCUUCUUCAACUUUUGUAACUUAAGCAUUUUUGUGAAAUUUUUAUAAAAAAAAAGUUGUAAAAUUUUGGGACCAAUUUUCAACUCUAGCCUGAUACUAAUUACAUGCCAGUAGUUAUUUAUACCUUUAUAUAAUAUAAAUUGCUCAUUAGUUACUGGAUAUCAGAUACCUUCACUAAAGCUGCCUAUGUUUCUGAAAUGGUUAAGUAAAAUGUGCCAUCUAGUGUCUGCCAUGUCACUGAGUCGACAAGCUUGUAUAUAUUUACAUUGGCAAGUCAAUUGAUUUAGACUCUCAAAUGUGUGUUCUUUGUGUGUUUCACUUAGUUUAGUUUUAUGUUAGAAAUAAAAUCAAGCUUCUUCAGUCUUUAUUAAAAGAAUAGGAUUAAAGGCCUUAAUUUGCCCCACAGUAAGGUGUAACAUGUAUAUUUAACAGAAUAUUGACUAUGUUAUAUAUACUGAUGACAGGAAUGAGCCUAACACCUUUAUCCCUUUG
Molecule: messenger RNA, 1720 nt
Organism: Lampris incognitus (smalleye Pacific opah)
Lineage: Eukaryota; Metazoa; Chordata; Actinopteri; Lampriformes; Lampridae
Product: leukocyte surface antigen CD53-like
Exons: 8
Coding region: 96-794 (232 amino acids)
Cellular component (GO): membrane
Source: RefSeq, a predicted model, not a curated record